AUGGCAUUUCGCAAGCGCAACGUAGCCUUGUCACGCGCCUCGGCAGUAGAUGACGUGUCUAAUGAACCGUCAUCUCCUUCAAUGGCGCCUCCAGCGCUGACACCCACAGGCAUCCGCCCUUCACCCAUUGAUGGCCGACCUACUACCUCAACUGGCACACCCUCGCUAGACGGUGUGCUAGCUGGACACGCUGGCUUGGCUCUCGGACAUUCGAUAUUGAUAGCUGAGAGCGGUACGACCGACUAUGCAGGCGCAUUACUGCGGUUCUAUGCCGCGGAAGGAGUAGUUCAGGGCCACAGAGUGCAUGUAGUAGGCAUGGGCGAGGUUUGGGGAAGAGAAUUGCCAGGCAUAUCAGAGGAAAAGUACGAUAAGAGGAAAGAAGGGAAGGAGAGGGCGGAGAAGAUGAAGAUUGCCUGGAGAUAUGAAGGGUUGGGGCAGUUCGAGAGUGCUAGAGCAAGCCAGGGGGAUGGAACGAAAGAAGAAAAGACGGUGUUUUGCCACAAAUUCGAUCUUGCAAAGCGCCUUACGCUCCCGGUAGGAACCGCGAUCAACUAUAUCGCUAUACCCACAGGAGCCUCCAUGUCACCCUUUCCCCCGAUAUUGCAGAGCGUCCGACAGCAACUAGAGUCGACACCAUCACAUAUCAUUCACCGCGUCGUGAUACCGUCUCUCCUCUCGCCAGCGCUGUAUCCUCCUCGAUCGACGCAUCCAACAGCUGUGCUCCAAUUCCUUCACGCUCUGCGCGCGCUACUCCGACAGUAUUCGACGAGAUUGACUGCGAUGAUGACGCUCCCUCUGACACUAUAUCCACGCUCCACCGGUCUUGUGCGAUGGAUGGAGAUUCUGUCUGAUGGUGUAUUCGAGCUGUCUCCGUUCCCAUAUUCGCGUAUACAGGCGCUCGCCCAAUCGGCAGGUACGACGAAGGACGAGGAAAGACCACAGGGUAUGCUUGCAGUGCACAAGCUACCGGUAUUCAACGAGAAGGGUGGCGGUGGCGGUGCGGAGGAUCUAGGCGAGGACAUGGCAUUUACGCUGAGCCGGCGCAAAUUCGUCAUUGCAAAGUUCAGCUUACCACCAAUGGAGGGCGAUACCGAGGCACAGGAGGAGGCAGUGAGAGAGGCAGCCGGUGCUAGUGCAAUGCCAAAGAAGCAGGAUCUAGAUUUCUAGAACACUUGGGUCGCGCUGUGAUGUGUGGAAGAUACAACAUGGCCAACGCAGCCCAUGCUUCUUUCUGCACCAGCCAAACUUUUCAAUCCGAAUCGCUAUCUUCCCCUAGCAUGUCUUCCAUCUCAAUCUGCUCCCACCCCGCGCUACCAGCUCCCGAACCAAAGCCUCGUGUGUAGUUGCGGCCGAAAGAUGCGUUUCGAGGAUUGAAGGUGACACCGGCCACUCUGGCACGAAAGCCAUCGCCCAUGCAUGACGAUGCAGCGAGGAAUGCGAAGAAGAAAAAUAAUGGGAUGAAGAACAGCAAGCUGAGAAGCAGAAACACAUUCAUUGCGAGAUGAUGAUGAUGAUGAUGAUGCACAAGGCUGAAAGUGCGCGCCGAAGUGUUUCAGACCCUGAGUUAUGACAUAGUGUCGGCGGCUAGACAGUUGUUGGUCCGAUCCCCUGGCCCUCAACACCACCAUCCAGCGCAAUCAUUACACUUUUCCUCUCAA
Molecule: messenger RNA, 1658 nt
Organism: Pyrenophora tritici-repentis Pt-1C-BFP
Lineage: Eukaryota; Fungi; Ascomycota; Dothideomycetes; Pleosporales; Pleosporaceae
Source: RefSeq, a predicted model, not a curated record